Messenger RNA from Hipposideros armiger (great roundleaf bat), 5646 nucleotides. It is a transcript of the gene PHLPP2, whose product is annotated as PH domain and leucine rich repeat protein phosphatase 2. Bases 75 to 4136 code for a protein of 1353 amino acids. Gene Ontology annotation, cellular component: cytoplasm. The record is from RefSeq and is a predicted model, not a curated record. The transcript is spliced from 19 exons. Lineage: Eukaryota; Metazoa; Chordata; Mammalia; Chiroptera; Hipposideridae. Gene Ontology annotation, molecular function: protein binding.
GUUGCUCGCGCGCGCCGCCGAGGCUCCGCGCGCCGUCGUGCCGGCUGGGCGUCCCUGUGCAGCCGCUGCCACCGAUGGGGGAGGUGGAGCCGGUACCCGCGGGCCCUCUGGAGCCCCCAGAGCCGCCCGAAGCUCCCGCGAGCCGCCGGCCGGGCGGCAUCCGGGUCCUGAAGAGAAAUAUGAAACACAAUGGAAGCAGAAAUUGUUUGAAUAGGAGAAGUAGAUUUGGUUCUCGAGAAAGAGACUGGCUGAGAGAAGAUGUGAAGAGAGGCUGUGUUUACCUUUAUGGAGCAGAUACGACCACUGCCACCACAACCAGCACCUCCUCUGCCUCCUCCUCCUCUGACUUACAUCUUGUCCUUUGCACCGUAGACACACCAGCAUCAGAAAUAUGUGCUGGAGAGGGAAAGGAAAGUCUUUAUUUACAGCUUCAUGGAGACCUGGUCAGGAGACUGGAACCUACUGAACGACCUCUUCAGAUUGUGUAUGAUUACUUAUCCAGGCUGGGCUAUGAUGAUCCCGUGCGCAUACAGGAGGAAGCGACGAAUCCUGACCUUGGCUGUAUGCUUCGAUUUUACGGUGAAAAACCAUGCCACAUGGAUCAUCUGGAUCGAAUCCUUCUCUCGGGCAUCUAUAAUGUGCGCAAGGGGAAGACCCAGCUGCAUAAGUGGGCCGAACGCCUAGUUGUUCUCUGUGGCACCUGCCUCAUUGUUUCCUCAGUGAAGGAUUGUCAAACUGGAAAGAUGCACAUUUUGCCUCUGGUUGGGGGAAAGAUAGAGGAAGUUAAGCGACGGCAGUAUUCCCUUGCAUUCAGCUCAGCUGGAGCCCAGGCUCAGACCUAUCAUGUCAGCUUUGAGACUUUGGCUGAGUACCAGAGAUGGCAACGGCAGGCAUCCAAGGUGGUGUCCCAGCGCAUCAGUACUGUUGAUCUCUCAUGUUACAGCCUUGAGGAGGUUCCUGAGCAUCUCUUCUACAGUCAAGAUAUCACCUACCUCAACCUGCGACACAACUUCAUGCAAUUAGAAAGACCAGGGGGCCUUGACACUCUCUAUAAAUUCUCUCAGCUAAAGGGCCUGAACUUGUCCCAUAAUAAACUUGGGUUGUUUCCUGUAUUGUUAUGUGAGAUUUCUACCCUGACUGAGCUAAACCUUUCCUGUAAUGGAUUUCAUGACCUGCCAAGUCAGAUUGGCAAUCUACUGAAUCUUCAAACUCUCUGUCUUGAUGGCAACUUUCUGACUACUUUGCCUGAAGAAUUGGGAAAUUUGCAACAGCUUUCCUCCCUGGGAAUUUCCUUCAACAACUUUAGUCAAAUUCCUGAGGUCUAUGAGAAACUCACUUUGUUAGAUAAAGUGGUUCUGGCAGGAAAUCGACUGGAGGUCCUAAACCUAGGGGUGCUGAACAGGAUGAGCCAUAUCAAACAUGUAGAUUUAAGGAUGAACCAUUUGAAAACCAUGGUUAUUGAAAAUCUGGAAGGAAAUAAAUAUAUCACCCAGAUGGAUUUGCGGGACAAUCAACUGACUGACUUAGAUCUUAGCUCCUUAUGUAGCUUGGAGCAGCUACAUUGUGAGCGGAACCAGCUGAGGGAGCUGACACUCAGUGGCUUCUCCCUUCGAAAUCUCUACGCCAGUUCAAACAGGCUGACAGCAGUGAAUGUCUAUCCAGUACCCAGUUUUCUCACUUCUCUAGAACUUUCCAGAAACCUGCUGGAAUAUGUCCCUGACUGGGCCUGUGAAGCAAAGAAGCUAGAAAUAUUAGAUGUGAGCUAUAAUCUUCUGACAGAGGUUCCUAUGAGAAUCCUUAGUAGCUUGAGUCUUAGAAAACUGAUGGUGGGACACAAUCAUGUGCAAAACCUUCCAGUGCUGGUGGAGCACAUCCCUCUUGAGGUGUUGGAUAUUCAGCAUAACCUACUUACCAGGCUGCCAGAUACCCUCUUCUCCAAGGCCUUAAAUCUCAGAUACUUGAAUGCAUCCGCAAAUAGUCUGGAGUCUUUGCCAUCUGCUUGCGCAGGGGAGGAGAGCCUGAGUGCCCUGCAGCUGCUCUAUCUGACCAACAACCUCCUGACUGAUCAGUGUGUGCCCGUCCUGGUGGGGCAUCCGCACCUGCGAAUCUUGCAUCUAGCAAACAACCAGCUACAGACUUUUCCUGCAAGCAAACUAAAUAAAUUGGAGCAAUUGGAGGAACUGAACUUAAGUGGCAACAAGCUUAAAACCAUUCCCACGACCAUAGCGAACUGCAAAAGGCUGCACACCCUUGUUGCACACUCCAACAACAUCAGCAUUUUCCCGGAAAUACUGCAGUUGCCUCAGAUCCAGUUUGUAGACCUAAGUUGCAAUGACCUGACAGAAAUCCUGAUUCCAGAGGCUCUGCCUGCUACGUUACAAGACCUUGACCUGACUGGAAAUACAAAUCUGGUUCUGGAACAUAAGACACUGGACACAUUUAGCCAUAUCACAACCCUGAAAAUUGAUCAGAAACCUUUGCCAACCACUGAUUCUACAGUUACAUCAACCUUCUGGAGCCAUGGACUGGCUGAGAUGGCAGGGCAGAGAAAUAAGCUGUGUGUAUCAGCUCUAGCCGUGGAUAACUUUGCAGAGGGGGUGGGAGCUGUGUAUGGCAUGUUUGACGGGGACCGAAAUGAGGAGCUCCCUCGCCUACUGCAGUGUACCAUGGCAGAUGUUCUUUUGGAGGAGGUACAGCAGUCGACUCAUGACACAGUUUUCAUGGCUAAUACCUUCUUGGUAUCUCACAGGAAAUUAGGCAUGGCUGGUCAGAAGCUGGGCUCCUCUGCUCUCCUUUGUUACAUCCGCCCUGACACUGCCGAUGCAACAAGUAGUUUUAGCUUGACUGUGGCCAAUGUUGGCACUUGCCAAGCAGUCUUGUGCCGAGGUGGGAAACCAGUGCCCCUCUCUAAAGUCUUCAGCCUGGAACAGGAUGCGGAGGAGGCUCAAAGGGUGAAGGACCAAAAAGCCAUUAUAACAGAGGAUAACAAAGUGAAUGGGGUGACCUGCUGUACCCGGAUGCUGGGCUGUACAUACCUCUACCCUUGGAUCCUCCCCAAGCCCCACAUAUCUUCCACAACACUUACCAUUCAAGAUGAGUUGCUGAUUCUGGGAAACAAAGCAUUGUGGGAACACUUGUCUUAUACAGAAGCUGUCAAUGCAGUACGCCAUGUACAAGACCCAUUAGCAGCUGCCAAGAAGCUGUGCACAUUAGCCCAAAGCUAUGGUUGUCAGGACAAUGUGGGGGCGAUGGUGGUUUAUUUGAACAUUGGUGAGGAAGGCUGCACUUGUGAGAUGAAUGGGCUGAGCCUUCCAGGUACUGUAGGAUUUGCUUCAACCUCCACCAUCAAGGACCCUCCCAAGCCCACCACUCCUUCCUCCAGUAGUGGGAUUGCCUCUGAGUUCAGCAGCGAGAUGUCCACCUCAGAGGUGAGCAGUGAGGUGGGAUCCACUGCUUCUGAUGAACAUAACACUGUUGGCCUGGAUGCGGGCUUGCUUCCAAGACCAGAGAGGCGCUGCAGCCUCCAUCCAACACCCACCUCUGGGGUUUUCCAGCGCCAGCCUUCUUGUGCGACUUUCUCAAGUAACCAGUCUGACAAUGGUCUGGACAGUGAUGAUGACCAGCCCGUUGAAGGGGUCAUAACAAAUGGCAGCAAGGUAGAAGUAGAAGUAGAUAUCCACUGCUGUAGGGGAAGGGACCUUGAGAACUCGCCCACUCCCACAGAGAAUUUUCCUGCCCCAUGUCCAGAGGAACAUGUGAGAGGAUUAUUUUUUGGGAUCCGAAGACAGAACAGUGUGAAUAGUGGUAUACUUCUGCCAUUGAGCAAGGACAGGAUGGAGUUACAGAAGUCUCCCUCCACUUCCUGUCUCUAUGGAAAGAAACUCUCUAAUGGCUCUAUUGUGCCCCUAGAAGAUAGCCUGAACCUUAUUGAAGUGGCCACAGAAGCACCCAAGAAGAAAACUGGCUAUUUUGCUGCCCCCACUCAGCUGGAGCCAGAGGAUCAGUUUGUUGUACCUCGUGACCUAGAAGAAGAAGUCAAGGAGCAAAUGAAGCACCACCAGGAAAGCAGGCCUGAGCCUGAGCCCACUGAAGAGGAUCGGACCGAGCUCCCGGAGGAGUUUGACACAGCACUGUAAUCCUCCCCCAGGGUCCCCCCCACAUUCGGGAAGGCCGUGUUGUGUCAAGGUGGGGGGCCCUUCCAGAGGCAUUUUCCCUCUGCAUUUCUAAACCAUAGAUGAGGGGGGUAGAACUUGGAGCCAAAAACGAUGAGAGCUAUCAGGGUCUCGUUCUGGAUAAGCUAGUCAACACCAUCAGUGUUAAGCUUCACAUUUAACCUGCAUUGGAAUUCCCAGAGUUACUGGGAAGAAAGCAGAUGUUCUCUGUAUCCGUCCUACCACCUGCCAUUAACCCUUUCUCUCCUAGGAUAAUUUUGAGAAUUUGCCUGCCUGGGCAGGAAAGGGACUAUUUCUGUGGAGGAAGUAACUGAAGAUGAUUCCUUUUACUGAUUGCUGCUGAUGGAUCUCUUUGACAGAGAAAUCACCUUAUAUCUCAACCUAACUGAUGGGAUGUGAUGUGACUAGUCACAUGGCUUUUCAUUCUUCUCUACGAGAAUACAGCCUAUCGAAAUGACGUUUAUUGGAAAUGUAGAACCAAUCAAACAGAUAAUUUAUGUAUGUAAUGUAAUGUAAUGUAAUGUAAUGAGAGCACUUUUCAUUGACUGUGAAGUUUUUAUUUUUGAAUCUGCACUCGAGCCAAUCUCUUUUGAGGCAGCCCAGCACCUUUGUCCAUAGGCAGAGUGAUCAUCAGCUGUUGGAGCCUUCUACGAGGGUACUAGGAAGGGCCCUGGGAAAUGGAUUUGACAGGUGCAUGUCAGACUGUGAAAGCUCCUUUGGGACAGUAGGCUCUUCUUUUGGGGAUGAAGAUGGAAAAGGAGUGAGGACUAAGACUACUUCCCCCCAAAUCACAAAAAGAGAAGAACUUGACAAAAGUGACAACUGCUAGACAUUUCCCAGCGGAUCACAAGGGAGACAUUUGGGGAUUAGCCUCUUUCCAUAACAUGUGAUGGAGGUGGCAGUCAGUCUCCUAGUAUGUAGGGCCAAGGCUGAUGCCACUGAAGUCCAAGUAACCUUGAGUUACAGCAGAUGGCCCUGAACAGACUGAGGCUGAAUAAGAACAGAAGGGUGGGUAGAGCUCACAUUUCGACAGGUUCCUUCUGUAGAAUAGAGGGUACUUUUCUAAAAUGUCACGAGUUCACCUCUUUAAUGUUUAACAGAGUACUCUUCUGAAAACUGCUUAUCCACCUCACAUGGUUUCAGAGUACUGGGCUCAAUGACUAAUAUAAGAAAGACUUAAUUGAGAAAAGUCCUAAGCUUACAGAAAACCUGGUUUACUAUAUUUUUUGCACAUUCCAUGUAACCCUAGCAAAAUGUAGUUCCUUCCAUAUUUCUGUUCUGUUGCCUUUUCCAUUAGAAGAUUUACUUAGGAAAAUGAGUUCCUAUUUAUUCCGACAAAUUUUGACAUUGCUUGAUUUUACCCAAUGGGGAGUGUGCUUUGAAUUUCUAGAAUACUUUCACAAUUAAAAAGAAAAUAGAGUGGGACCAUUUUUAAUUUGUUUCAUAAGAAACAAAAGGUUAAAGAUAAGGUUGA